ACACACAAAAAAGUGUCGGGCAAAUCUGCGGGAGCGCAGCCAAGUCCUCCCAGAUGUCAGUGACAACAACCGCAGCGAGGAAGCUCGUCUCACCGCUAACCUGAGCCAGCAAGACAUAUUUUACUUUAACUCAUUUUGUCUCCAAUCACAAUCACUUAAAUCCUCAUUUGUAGGAUUUAAGACACAAACAUAGAAAGGAACAAGCACCAUUUUAGUUUGAUUUAGAUGGCUGUGUGCAUAUUCACAAUUGUACCAUAAAGGAAUUAAUCUAUAUUAUAAAUACAUUUAUUGUUAAAUCUGACUGUGGUGGACACAGAAAGAGGUACAUUUUCUUUCUCAUGCCUGUUGGUACACGACGAGUUUGCUUCAAUGGAGACUUGCAGCUCUAAAAGGACAAAUUGUAGAGGCCGCCGUUACCUCAGCGUCACCUGGGAGAUAGCCUAGCCCAGCCCAGCUUAGCUCAGGUCAGCACAGCCCAGCUAGCUAGUCCCUGACCCUUCCUCCCCCCGCCCCAGCAAUCUUUCUUCUCCCACCACCCUCUUUCUUUCCAGUAACUUGUCCAAGUGAGUCGCCAUGGCAUCUGUGCGCUUCACUGUGACGCCCACCAAGGCGGAGGACCUCCCGGGGCUGUCCGACACAUCGCCCGACAUCAGCUCACGCUCCGGAGCCCGUGUGCGCUUCGGCUCCAGGGAGAGUGUUAACCGAAGUGACCCACUGAGCGAAGCAUCGGGAGGCUUGACGACCACCGCUACAGUGGCAGGAGGGGGUGCAGAAACGCCGGACCACAGCAACACAGAGCAAGGUGAUGGAAACUCCAAAGUGUCCAGCGUGUACAUCAACAACAGUCACGGGAUGGACGACGACGAUUUCUACGACAGGAACUUGGCCUUAUUUGAGGAGGAGAUGGACACUCGGCCAAAGGUGUCCUCUCUCCUCAAUCGUCUGGCAAACUACACCAACCUGACACAGGGGGCCAAGGAGCACGAGGAGGCCGAGAGCAUCGGUGAGAAGAAGAAACCCGGCAAGUCUCCACAGAUGGGGACGUUCAUGGGCGUGUACCUGCCGUGCCUCCAGAACAUCUUCGGCGUCAUCCUGUUCCUGCGUUUGACCUGGGUGGUGGGGAUGGCCGGCAUUCUGCAGGCGCUCUGUAUCGUCUUCUUAUGCUGCUGCUGCACGUUGUUGACAGCAAUAUCGAUGAGCGCAAUCGCCACAAACGGAGUUGUACCAGCGGGAGGCUCCUACUUCAUGAUCAGUCGCUCUCUGGGUCCAGAGUUUGGGGGGGCGGUGGGCCUCUGUUUCUACCUGGGCACCACCUUUGCUGGAGCCAUGUACAUCCUGGGAGCCAUCGAGAUCCUGCUGAUGUACAUCGCGCCCAAAGCGGCCAUUUUCCAGUCCGACACCCCGGAAGGUGAGGGGGCAGCCAUGUUGAACAACAUGCGCGUCUACGGCUCCAUCUGCCUCCUCCUCAUGUCGCUGCUGGUGUUUGUGGGCGUGAAGUAUGUCAACAAGCUGGCGUCCAUCUUCUUGGCCUGCGUCAUUGUCUCCAUCUUCUCCAUCUAUGUCGGAGCGCUGGUCUCCGCCUUCAAACCGCCACAGUUUUCCGUGUGCAUGCUGGGAAACCGGACGAUCAACGGUCAUGAGAUCGACGACAGCCAGUGUGCAAAAACCUUCCUGCUGCAGCUCCAAGAACCCGAGGAGAGCCACGGUGUCAAUGACACGGCCGUCAGCGAAAACACCACUGCAGGCCCGACCUUUGACCCCAGUUAUGCUCCUGCUCUGGUGGUGAAGACCACUUCUCUCUGGAAGCAUUUCUGCCAGGGCGUGGAGCUCAACUCCUCCUGUGACGAAUACUUCAUGUCCAACAACUUAACGGAGAUUGAGGGAAUCCCUGGUCUGGCCAGUGGGAUCAUUUCGGAGAACGUGUGGAGUUCCUACCUCAGCAAAGGGGACGUGGUGGAGAAAGGCUCCCUCAGCUCGUCUCAUUUUGCACAUCCAGCGUCCACGCGCCACCCUUACGUUUUUGCCGACAUCACCACCUCGUUCACGCUGCUGGUGGGCAUUUUCUUCCCCUCUGUCACAGGAAUAAUGGCUGGUUCAAAUCGGUCAGGUGAUCUGAAAGACGCCCAGCGCUCGAUCCCCAUCGGAACCAUCCUCGCCAUCCUCACCACGUCCAUCGUCUACCUGAGCAGCGUCAUUUUGUUCGGCGCCUGCAUCGACGGAGUCGUCCUCAGAGACAAAUUUGGUGACUCGGUCAAAGGAAACCUGGUGGUUGGAACUCUGGCGUGGCCGAGUCCCUGGGUCAUCGUCAUCGGCUCCUUCUUCUCCACAUGCGGCGCCGGCCUCCAGUCGCUGACCGGUGCGCCGCGGCUCCUGCAGGCCAUCGCCAAGGACAACAUCAUCCCCUUCCUGCGGGUCUUUGGCCACGGGAAGGCGAACGGCGAGCCCACCUGGGCGCUGCUGCUGACGGCCUUGAUCGCUGAGCUGGGGAUUCUCAUCGCCUCCCUGGACCUGGUGGCUCCCAUCCUGUCCAUGUUCUUUCUCAUGUGCUACCUGUUUGUGAAUCUGGCCUGUGCCCUCCAGACCCUCCUGAGGACGCCCAACUGGAGACCACGCUUUUCCUAUUACCACUGGGCUUUGUCAUUUUUGGGGAUGAUUAUCUGCCUGGCGCUGAUGUUCAUAUCAUCUUGGUACUAUGCGAUCGUUGCCAUGGUGAUCGCAGGCAUGAUCUACAAAUACAUUGAGUAUCACGGAGCGGAGAAAGAGUGGGGGGAUGGGAUCCGCGGUCUCUCACUCAGUGCUGCCCGUUACGCCCUCCUGAGGCUGGAAGAGGGACCACCGCACACCAAAAACUGGAGGCCUCAGCUGUUGGUGUUACUAAAACUGGACGAGGACGCCCACGUCAAGUCUCCUCGCCUGUUGACGUUUGCCAGUCAGCUGAAGGCAGGGAAGGGCCUCACCAUCGUCGGCACCGUCGUCUCCGGCAACUUCCUGCAGAGCUACGGGGAGGCGCUCGCUGCGGAACAGACUCUGAAGCACCUGAUGGAUAAGGAACGCGUGAAGGGCUUCUGUCAGUGCAUCGUAGCCCAGAAGCCUCGUGAAGGCAUCAGUCACAUGAUCCAGUCCAGCGGUCUGGGAGGAAUGAAGCACAACACGGUGGUGAUGGGUUGGCCUCACGCGUGGAGGCAGAGCGAAGACCCGCAGUCCUGGAAAACCUUCAUCAACACAGUGCGGGUGACCACGGCGGCACACCUGGCCCUGCUGGUGCCCAAAAACAUCUCCCUGUUCCCCAGCAACAGUGAACCGUGCACGGAGGGCUACAUCGACGUCUGGUGGAUCGUGCACGAUGGCGGGAUGUUGAUGCUGCUGCCCUUCCUCCUGCGCCAGCACAAGGUGUGGCGUAAAUGCGAGAUGCGAAUCUUCACCGUGGCUCAAAUGGAGGACAAUUCCAUCCAGAUGAAGAAGGACCUGGCAACCUUCCUCUAUCACCUGCGCAUCGAGGCUGACGUGGAAGUCGUCGAGAUGCACGACAGUGACAUCAGCGCUUACACGUACGAACGGACGCUGAUGAUGGAGCAGAGAUCGCAGAUGCUGCGACAGAUGAGACUCUCCAAAUCAGACCGGGAGCGAGAGAGGGUUCGCUGGAGUUUUGACGACGUGUAUCUGUCGCCUGGGUACAGGAGUGUGGGACUCUCCUCAAACAGCCGCACAGGAAACAGAGGCAGACAGGCCCAGCUGGUGAAGGACCGCAACUCCAUGCUGCGUCUGACCAGCAUCGGCUCGGACGACGAUGACGAAACAGACGGCCCGGAGCGAGACCGGCCGACAGGCGGUGGUGGUGGUGGUGGUGUUGGCGGUGGCGGCGGCGGUGGCGGCGGCAACUGCGAACACAACCGCCGUAUUCAGAUGACGUGGACGAAGGAGAGGACGUCGCAUUUCAGAGUGACGCAGUCUGGCUGCUCCACACCCGAGGGCUUCAGAGACAUGCUGAGCAUCCGACCGGAUCACUCCAACGUCCGGCGGAUGCACACGGCCGUCAAACUCAACGAGGUCAUUGUUAACAAAUCCCACGACGCCCGACUCGUCUUGCUGAACAUGCCAGGACCUCCCCGAAACACGGACGGAGACGAGAACUACAUGGAGUUCCUGGAAGUUUUAACAGAAGGACUGGAGCGAGUCCUGUUGGUCAGAGGCGGAGGAAGUGAGGUUAUCACCAUCUACUCCUGAUCAGACACCCGCCAAGCAUUACGGAAGCAGCCAAGUGGGAAGUGGGAGGGGCCUACCCACCUCUUUUCCUUUCAUUUUUCUUUUUAAAUACUUUUUUCCUGUCACGACAAAGGAUUUCCAUUCCACUUGUGUCGCUACAGGAAUGCUAACACAAUUCCAUGAAUGAGCAAAAAGGAAUAAAACAAAACUAUGUGUGUAAGUCGGAGAGAAGUCCGGGACCAGCCACGCGUUAAAGCAGUGAAUGAGACGGCGGGAGAGUGCGAUGAGGCCGCGGAGGGCGUGACAAGACUCAGGGUUGACUUUUGUACAGAUGUAUUUUGGAACCGUGCGAGUUUCAGCCUGAACGUCUGAUGCGAGCGUUUUUACGAUGUUUCCGUUCCUCCUGGAAGACCCAGAGAAGUUUAUUCCCGUAACUCAUACAUCAUGAAACUAAAGGAAAAGGAGGAGUCUGUAGUUUUAAACCUGAACCUUAAAAAAAAAAGCUGCAUAUAAAUACUGGAAAACCACCACAUCCACUGGUAUUUGCACAAACCUCAGUUUCCUGUUUGACACAGUGACGUUUAAUGUGGAACUUAAUUAUUUCUGAAUUUUUGCUUGUUUUUGGGGUGUGUGUGUGGGGGGGGCGGGUUCAAAACCUGCUGUGGAAAACAGUUUCUGCCAGGAAAGACUUCAAAAGUCACGCUACUCCAGAAAACUCCUGGAAUUUUACUUUCCAAGUGUAACUUGGUUUCCAAAAACUUUAAUUUGUUUGUUUUGACACAGAAUUACUGUUCCUCAAUUAAAGAAAGGCAAAAUCUGA
This is a messenger RNA of Solea senegalensis (Senegalese sole), 5023 nucleotides long. RefSeq names its product solute carrier family 12 member 6-like. Gene Ontology annotation, biological process: chloride ion homeostasis; cell volume homeostasis; chemical synaptic transmission. Bases 574 to 4224 code for a protein of 1216 amino acids. The record is from RefSeq and is a predicted model, not a curated record. The transcript has 28 exons. Gene Ontology annotation, molecular function: potassium:chloride symporter activity. Lineage: Eukaryota; Metazoa; Chordata; Actinopteri; Pleuronectiformes; Soleidae. Gene Ontology annotation, cellular component: membrane.